UUCCAAUUGCCAGUCAGUUGUUUAGUUCCUUGAUUUAAAACAUAUUAUUUUAAUUAUUUGUUGCUUUGAUCAAAUAAAAAGACUGAUGUGGUUAUAUUUAGAACUAAGGUAGUAGUAAUUAGUCGGUGGCACAACUUAAUAUAAGUUAAAUAGAUGUUAUAAGUGAAGAUGUCUCGCAAUAGAUGCGAUGGUUUACUUGCGAAGGUCGAUUUUCCUCUUUACACGCUUCAGACUCUGACGAAUCGUCACGUUCUUGUAGCGGGAGGAGGUGGUGCUUCGAACACGGGUGUCGCAAAUGGAUUCGAAAUAUUUGAACUAUCACACAAUGGAACGCGAUUCGUCGCUGAAGAGGUGAUGAGGUAUGAGACGGGACCAAAUGUGGUUAUGACAUGUUCUGUGCAGAAUGUGCAGAACAGGAUAUACCUGGCAGCAGGUCAGGAGAGUCAUUGCCAGCUGUACAAAGUUAAUGUUAAAAUGGUGGAUGCAGCAGAGAUGCGUCGCGGGAGCUUUCGCGCCGAAAACGGCCUCGUACGCCGGCGCCGUACUAUAUCCGAGAACGAUAAUAUAUCGAAAAUGGAAAGCCAUAAUCACACUACAGACAAAAGGAUGUCUUUUGAAAUUAGGCCUUGUGACAGUGUGCAAACAGAUUUUGGAAAUGAUCCACUGCAACGAGUUGUGACCAUAAGUCAUGAUGGUAAACUGAUGGCCACAGGAGGAUUUGAUGGAAAAGUGAGAGUCUGGUCAUUUCCUAAAAUGCAACUGUUAUUUGAACUGCAAGGACACACCAAAGAGCUUGAUGACCUUGACUUCAGUCCAUGUGAUAGUCGGUUAGUGAGUAUAGCCAAAGAUGGACAGGCAUUAGUUUGGGACACGAAAGCUAAAGCGGCACCCCUCUUAAGUCUAACAUGUCAACCUCCAAACGGCACUAAGUACCUCUUUAGAAGAUGCAAAUUCGGCGACGUAGAAGAUAGAAAAGGCGAAUACCGAAUGUUCACAAUUGCGAACCCCCUAGCUCGUUCAGGCAAGCAAAAGGGCCUGGUGCAGCUGUGGGAACCUGUGAGCGGUCAGCUACGGAAGACGGUGGUCGUGGCGGAGUCGCUUUCCGCACUCGCAGUGCGCGACGACGGAAGAUUCGUAGGCGUCGGCACCAUGUUCAGCGGAUCCGUGGACAUUUAUAUAGCUUUUAGUUUACAGCGCGUGCUGCACGUGGGCGGCGCGCACGGCAUGUUCGUGACGGGCCUGCAGUGGGUGGGCGCGUCCGCCCUCACCGCGCGCAGCGAGGCCGCGCUGCUCUCCAUCUCCGUCGACAACCGCCUCGUCGUGCACACGCUGCCCUACCCCGGUACUGUUCCUGUCUGGGUUGCCAUCCUACUCAUUAUAUUCGUAUUGUUCUGUACCUUCUGUUUAUGUUCAUAUUUAGGUAUAUAACGAAAACAUAUUUAUCAUAAUUUAAUUUGUCAAUAUAAAUAUUUACUUUUAAGAAUGUUGGGAAUGAUAUAAGUUUAAUUUAAUAGGAUAAUGGCGAACAUCAAGAUAUUGUUAUAUGUAUGUUUGUAUAAAUAGAAUCAAUUAAAUGAAGUGCAGAC
Vanessa atalanta (red admiral) is the source of this 1586-nucleotide messenger RNA. Its product is annotated as prolactin regulatory element-binding protein. NCBI's taxonomy places the organism in Eukaryota, Metazoa, Arthropoda, Insecta, Lepidoptera, Nymphalidae. The transcript has 7 exons. Gene Ontology annotation, molecular function: GTPase activator activity; guanyl-nucleotide exchange factor activity; protein binding. Gene Ontology annotation, cellular component: endoplasmic reticulum membrane. The record is from RefSeq and is a predicted model, not a curated record. The coding region runs from base 169 to 1428 and encodes 419 amino acids. Gene Ontology annotation, biological process: protein secretion.